AUGUUUUCUGAAAGAUCAAAAAUAAGUUCCUCUGAUAAAGAUAUAACAAACGUACUCAAGCGAAAGACACAAAAAUCAUGUAUCAUUAGCAGCUCAUCUUACUCAUGUUCAUGUACCACUGGCUGGAUUGGUGACAAUUGUACACUUGAUGAUCCAUGUUUGCCCAAUCCCUGUGAGAACUCAGGCACGUGUAUUCAGUCUGGAACGACGUAUCAGUGCCAGUGUCCUUCAGAAUAUUCCGGAACAAAUUGUACCUUUAUAAUAAAAGAAGAAAAUAAAAGUCCUGGGAGUGGUUUAUCCCCAGGUGGAAUAAUUGGAAUCUGUAUCGCAGUAUGUUUGGUUGGUGCUGGUGCAGUCAUAAUUAUCUAUCUUAAAUUUUGGAGUGUGAAUGCAAGAAAGAUAAAGACAGAAAUGAAGACUGAUUUAGCAAAACUUGAACAUUUCAAGACUCAAAGAACGCAAUCUGCACUAAGGAGCAAUACCGUAACACCGUUAGGUUUUGAGAAAAUUACCAUUGAAACAGAAACAGCGAACACAACACGUAUACAAAAUGGGAACGGGAAUGAAAUCGAAAAACUAGAACAUACACCCAACGGGAAAGUGAAUACAUAUGAAACACUGGAUUAUACACCUGGUGGGAAAGUGAAUGAAUUCGAAUCUUUGGGUAAAUAAACCUAAUAAGAAAGUGAACGGAUGAGAAAAAUGGGACGUACUAUCUUAUGGUAAAGUAAAUGAAUAUGCAUGCAAAAAAGGAGCGUGAUAUUCAGAACAGACACUGACUUAUCCUUUCCCAUAAAUUCAGAAUAUUACCAAAAAGCAAUAACUACAACACAGUGGUACGUUCAAGAAAGAGUGGUAUUCACUUGUUUAUUAAAAACUCUAUUCAGGAGAUUCAUUUAGACAAGAAUAUUUUUAUCUGAUUAGGUACACAAUGUAUACUGCAUAAUAAAACAUAAUGAUAAAUAAACUUAUGUUUUAAACCAUAACUAUUUUAUUACCUCACCUGUCACGUAGUGACAGGGUGAGCUUUUGUGAUCGCCCGUCGUCCGUCGUCCGUCCGUUCACAAUUUCCUUGUGAACACGAUAGAGACCACAUUUUGUAUUUGAUUUAAUUAAACUUGCACACAGCUUGUAUUGGCAUGAUAUCUUGGUUCCUUUGGAAAACCGGCCAGAUUCUAUCAUGGGUUUCAGAGUUAUGGCCCCUUAAAGGGCCAGAAUUGGCCAUUUGUAUACGUCCGUUUGAAAAACGGGACGUAUUAUGGGAACACCCCUGGCGGGCGGUGUUCACAUACUUUGUCCGGAGCAUAUCUUCUUCAUGCAUGGAGGGAUUUUGAUGAAACUUGGCACAAUUAUUCACCAUUAUGAGACGGAAUGUUAUACGCAAGAACCAGAUCCCUAGGUCUAAGGUCAAGGUCACACUUAGAGGUCAAAUGUCAAAUUCAAGAAUGGCAUUGUCCGGAGCAUAUAUUCUUCAUGCAUGGAAGGAUUUUGAUGUAGCUUGGCACAAUUGUUCACCAUCAUGAGGCGGAGUGUCAUGCGCAAGGACCAGGUCCCUAGGUCUAAGGUCAAGGUCACACUUAGAGGUCAAAGGAUACAAGAAUGAAAACUUUGUCCGGAGCAUUUCUUCUUUAUGCAUGGAGGGAUUUUGAUAUAACUUGGCACAAAUGUUCACCACCACGAGAUGGAGUGUCAUACGCAAGAACUAGGUCCCUAGGUCUAAGGUCUAGGUCACACUAAGAGGCCAAAGGUCAGAUACAAGAAUGACUUUGUCCGGAGCAUUUCUUCUUCAUGCAUGGAGGGAUUUUGAUGUAACUUGGCACAAUUGUACAAUUGUACAAAUCAUGAAACGGAGUGUCAUGCGCAGGUCCCUUCUUUAGAAUUACUUCCCUUUGUUGUUACUAUAAAUAGCUUAUAUUGUUACUUUUUCAUUACUAGUCGUAGCGAAAAAUCGAGACCACUUUUCUGUGGUACAACAUGCAUGUUACAUCCAAUUCUGAGGUGUAUUUUGACCUAUCACUACCUCGUAAGUAUUUUUAUGUGGACUUACAAUUUUUUUUGAUUGUUUUUUUUUUUAAGAUUAAUUUCCCUUAGUUGUUACUAUAAAUAACUUACAUUGUAACUUUUUUAUAAUUGACCGUAGGGAAAAACCAAGAAAACUUUUCUGUGGUACAACAUAAUGUUACUUUCAAUUUAAGGUAUCUCUAUCUGGUAAGGAUUUUUGGUGGACUUAGAAAAACAAAAGAAUUACAAUAAUUACUAAAAAAUACAUAGUAAACAACCACAAAAUUAAAAUUCCAUUUGCAAAUACAGGUGCUAAUGUAAAGAAAUUUGCUGUGACGGGCGUAUAUUGUGACAUUCUGGCACUCUUGUUAGCUUGUGAACACGAUAGAGACCACAUUUUAUAAUCAGCUUUAAUAAAACUUGCACAGAAGAUGUAUUGGCAUAAUAUCUCGGUUCCUUUCGAAAAUUGGCCAGAUCCCGUCAUAGGUUGCAGAGUUAUGGCCCACUUACACACAACUUAAGUCACAAGAAGAUCUCGGUUGCUUUCGAAAACCGGCUUGAUUCCAUCAUGGGUCCUAGAGUUGUUGCCCUUGAAAGGGACAAAAUUUUCUAUUUUGGUCCUUUCAGCCAUAUAGAUGUUUCAUUUAUGCUUUGAUUUGAUACACACUUGCACAGAAUGAUUAUCUUGAUGAUCUCUAGGCCUGGAUUGAAACUUGGUCAUGUCAGAUCAAAAACUAGGUCAUCGGGUCAAAUCAAAGGAAAAGCUUGUUAACAACCUAGAGGCCACAUUUAUGACCAUAUCUUCUUGAAACUUGGUCAGAAUGUUUAUCUUGAUGAUUUCUAGGCCAAGUUUGAAACUUGGUCAUAUUGGGUCAGAAACUAGGUCAUCAGGUCAAAUCAACUCUUGUUCAUUUGAUGUGCAUGAAACUUUGCCAGAAUGUUUGUCUGCAUGAAAUAUCGCAUUAAUUUUUAUCUGGGUCAUGUGGGGUCAAAAUCUAGGUCACCAGGUCAAAUCAAAGAAUAAGCUUGUUUACACCCUAGGGGGCACAUUUUUGAUUCUAUCUUCAUAAAAUUUGGUCAGAAUGUUUGUUAUCAUAAAGUCUUGGAUGAUUUCAAAUCUGGAUCACGUGGGUCAAAAACUAGGUCACCAGGUCAAAUCAUAAGAAAAACUUGUAUACACUCUAAAGGCCACUUUUUUGCUCCAAACUUCCCGAAACUUUGUCAGAAUGUUUGUUUUCAUGAAAUUUAGGACAAGUUCGCAUCUGGGUCAUGUGGGGUAAAAAACUAGAUAACUUGGUCAAAUCAAAGAAAAUGCUUCUUUACACUCAAGAGGCCACAUAUUUUGGUCCAAUCUUAUUGAAAAUUGGUCAGAAUAUUUGUCUCCAUGAAAUCACUAGGGAAAACAUGUUUACACUGUUAUGGCGUAUUACACAGGUGAGCCAUCUUGGCCCUUUUGUUUAGAAUAAAGGAAGAUGUUUUUUUUGAGUUCUAAGGAACACUUUUCUGUAGCUUAGAUACUUUCUAAGUAGUAUCAUACUGCAAUUCUUAAGAGUCAAUAAACUGGUGAUUAAGCGAGCUGAUCUCAUUUUUUGUGCUAUUCAAUUUUAGUAAUAUGUUAUUUUCUGAAUGUUUUUAAACAUUGGUUCAUUUAUACCAGUCUGCAAAACAUACUUUAUGUUAUGACUGAAUUAUUUACUUUCGGAGUAUUAAAAUGCUAUUGUACAAAAAUCAUAGGGACUUUAAAACCAAAUAAAUUGUUUUGUACAUUAAACUGUUUUAAAACUUUGAAAAAAUUAUUUUAAUCAUUAUCAUGUUUGAUUCUGCCUUUGCAGCCAGAGUAGAUCAUGAUCAGCCUGCACAGUCUGAUCAUGAUCUGCAGUGUUCGCCAUUCAGUCAGUAUCUUUUAAAUAAGGAAGCCUUUUAACAGUCAAUGGUACUGUCUAAAUUAGAAGACGGACAAAUUCAUUAUCAAAAAAAUAAUCGGUGUAAAAUCGGGGUAAAGGUUAACAAUAGUUCUUUUAAAGGAUAGUGAUAUUUAUAAUGAUUGUUUUAUCGCAAUGCUAAAAUAAAAUAUGCAGUCAAAUAGAUUAGGCUGAAACAAAGAAUAAAAUCAAAUUUUAAUUUAGCAGUACUUAUUUUCCUAGAAUUUUAGCAAAAUAUUAAAUUAAAAAGCUCCAUGUGGUUCUGGGACGAUCUAUGUAUGAAAAGAAUUGGAACCACUGCAUUACCCUUGCAUGAUCGUAAGAGGCGACUAAUAGGGUCUUAACAGUUUGUUUUGCAGUAACUCUGUGAUUCCAGCAGGUAUGCAAAUUUUGAUUUCAUACCUCAUGUUUUUAUUUCGAUGUAAAUGAGUUGUGGAACCAAAAUUUGUAGUCCUGUUUCGCGCCAUAUAACCUAUACUGUGUUGGUGCGCCGUAAAACUCAAAUAAAUAAAUAAAUAAAAAAGACAUUUGUUUGAUGUUCGUGAUGUUUGUCUGAAGACAUGCCCUUUUUGGCCGGUAUAUUUUAGUACCAAUUGUGUAGAAAGUUUCGUUAUAUUUUUUUGUGUAAUUGUAAAUUUGGCUUUCAGAAUAUAAGUUUAACUAAAAUGAAUUAGUAUCAAUAGAUGUAAAGAGUUCGAAACUGUUUUGACAUUAAAUUUGAGGCAGACCAUUUUCAGAUGAGAGAGAAAUUUAAGUCACAUUUUUCACCCUCAAAUUUGUACUGAGAUAUAUUGAUUAUUUCAUGGUAUACAUACAAUUUGAUAUAAUGCACACUUCGCUCUGUGUUAAAAGUUGUUGUGCCAUGUUAAGAUACGUUCGUUGAAGUUGCUUUUUAUAGAAUACUUUUGAAGAAUGUGUGAUGUCCUGUUACAUCUCUAUAACUAGUGCAUGUUAUGCAAUUAAAGUCAUUUUAUAUACAUAUUCUAAGGUUAUAAAUUAUUACUGUUUGCUUUUUUUAUAAAUGUUGUUAAUCUUAAUAUCUAUUUAUAGCUUAUGUGAUUCUUAUAACGCUUUUUGCUAUACAAUUUAUAAGUGUUGUUUCACAUGUUGUUAGUGUAAUUCACACAACCUUUAUCAUUGUAACACAGGUAUUUUAACAUGUAUCAGGCUAAUAGGUAUAUUUAUCAAUGCAAUACAUUGAAGUUGAAUACGAAAAAGAUAAUUAAUUAGUUUAUACUAAUUUAUAUAAGGAAGAUUGUGAAUCAAGUUCUGCGACUUAUAUUAAUCACUCCAGAUUGAAUCCAUCGCCACGAGGGUAUGAGAGAAGUGGCCAGUUUCCCUUUUAAUGCUGAGCGCCAAGCAAUGGAGCUACUGGUGCCAUUUUUCAUGUCUUUCAUAUGACGUAGCCGGGGAUCGAAUCCACGACCUCCCGCACUCGAAGCGGGCGCUGUACCACUGGGCUAUUGAGGCGGUUAUUUAGAUAAUUAAUUAUUUAAAAGCUAUGAAUACAAAACAAAACUACAACAAUCAACAAACCUUUAAACAUGUGAAGGGGCCUCCGUGGCCGAGUGGUUAAGGGCGCUGACUUCAAAUCACUUGACCCUCAUCGAUGUCGGUUCUAGCCUCACUCGAGGGUUGAAUUCUUCAUGUGAGGAAGCCAUCCAGCUGGCUUGUGAAAGGUCGGUGGUUCUACUCAGGUGCCCGCUCGUGAUGAAAUAAUGCACGGUGGGGCACCUGGGGUGUUCUUCCACAAUCAAAGCUGGAAAAUCCCCAUAUGACCUGUAAUUGUGUCGGUGCGACGUUAAACCCAACAAAAUAAAUAAAUUUAAACAUCUGAACGAAAACUGUUUUUUUUUAAUCUUAAGGCAAGUAUAUAUCUAAAGUAUUAAUUUUGACAUAAAUCUGGAAGUUAGCCCCUUUUGAGAUUAGAGACAAAUUUAUGCCUUGUUUUGCCUCUGAAUUUGUAUGGCGAUAUCGGCAGGGUAAUUAUUACAUUCGGUAGAGGUAUACUGUACACUUUUCGAUAGGUGAGGUUGAUAGUUAUAUUGGACAAAGGCAGAUAAUGUAUACAUUUUGGACAGGUUAAUUUCUACAUUAGUCGGAGGCAUACAAUCAUUUUUUGGGAAAACGGGGUAAAUUCAGUCUUUAUGUUUAGAGUGCCAGUUAAGUCAAGCUUAAGAUAAUGAUUGAUGUUGUAUAUUCAUGAAGUUUCGGUUGUAUUAUUCAUUACCUCAUAGCUUGCCUUCUAUGGAAUAUAAAUCAUAGGUGCUUACCGGGCAUUCAUGUACAUAUCAAGCAAAUAGGUUUUGACUCCAAUACAGCCGAAAACCACGCUUGAGACGAAUUCAAAUGCCCACCGUCUUUACCUUAAAUAUACUCAUUUCCCUGCCGGGCAAUAGGAAGUCAAUGAAUUCCCUUCCACAUUUAAUGGUUUAGAUCUAAUAAGUACAAUACACGACUGUAUGUUAAAAGGAUACAUUUCUAGCCGCACUAAUGUAAAAGCGCUACAAUUAAAAACAAAUACGAAUAGUCAAGGUCGAUUCACACACACUUCAAAAGCCAUCACUGAACCAUUCCAUAUUGAGGUAGACUAGUAUGAAGUAGACUAAUACUAAACUUUUCUCGUGGCUAUUUUCAGGAAUGUUUGCACGAUCAUCACCUCUUACGAACUACUGACCCAGUUUACACUUCCUAGUUUACAAAGUAGUUCGUCAAUUGUUUUGACUUUAUAAGAACUAUUUGACAGUAUAAACGUCAAAUGUAAUAGAUAAAUGCACAGUGGUAGGAUGAAAGUAAAUAUCUAUCUCGUCUGCUGCUCUGAUUAACGUGUAUGAACUUCCUUUGGAAUACAUUUACAGCUCUUUGAGUUAAUGGCGCCAACUUAUGAUUUUGCAUCAGAAAUGACGGAAAUGGCCCAGUAUCAUUCCAGACAUGAUAUUCAAAUGCGUAUGUUAGAAACAAGAAGAUCUAAAUAUGAAAACAUCUUGUUUUCUAUCUUUGCUGUACAUACGCGGGGCUACUGUGAUUCACAUGACUCAUUCCAAUGUCCAGCAUUUCUUAAUGAUAAUAUAUCUUACAUGGGGUUGUCACAUAGAAAAGGAAAUAUCAUUUCUAAAUUUUCAUUCUUGAAGUAUAGUUUGGCAUUUUUAACGUAUGUCUGUUUGAUCUAAAAGUAGUGAUAUCUAAUGAAUGUAAGUUUCAGGGUCCGCCAUUAACGAUUGUUUUCUAGACCACAAGGUACUAGUAAUGUACAACCUUAAAAUACAUCCAAUUGGUAUUUGAGAAAAGUACCACUUCUAUAUAUCAUAAUUCAACGGUUUUUUUCUCAGACAAAUGUAAGGUUCGAUUAGUUAUUUCACCAAGCCAAGGAUGAGUUAGACUGAGCUAUUUUCAUUGUUCUUUCUAGUCAUACUAAUUUUCUUGGCAGACAUAAGACCUGCACUCUUACAUACGACGUAUUCUCUUCCACUUUUGUAGAAAUGAAUGUUUCCUGUCAGGUGUAACAGUGAUUUUCGUAAUCUUGCAAUGGCAAUAGCUUCCUGAAAUGAAACAAUGUUUUUGUUCACUAAAUAUACAUGAGUAAUGGUCUGAAUACAUCGAAUUCAGACUUUUACUAGAACCUAAAAGUAUUUUAAACAGAACAAGAAUUGUGAGACUUGUGUUUGAUACUUUUGUUUAUUUGUUUGUAAUAUAUAAAUUAUAUAUAUUUACAGAGAUACUUAAUUAUUUCUGUGUGAUUAUUUUUGAUGUCUGAAACUUAUAUCAGACGACAAGAUUGGAGGAAAUCUACACUCUACAUAUGAGCUGAAUCUGAGAAAUUCCUAGAUGUUUUAUUAAAUCUCAUUAUAUAAAAUGUAUUUCAUUAGUAUUUUAUAUAUACAAUAAAUGCCUAUUCCUUAAUAUAAAAUUAUAAUUAUAAAUCGUUGGUUGUGUCUAGUACUUAUCAACAAUGAAUAACAAGCAACCGUUAAUGUCACUAGCUACUAAUUUAAGGAACAUGCAAUACGUUGUGUAAUCCCCCAUAAGUCAUUUUUAAUUUAGUGUUGAUACCUCAUAUACCUUUUUCACAAUGACUGAUACCAAUUGUUCUCAAUAUGUAAGAAAGACUUUUUGUAAACAUGUAUCAUUAAUAGCACAUCUUUUAAGCAUAAACUAUGUUAUGCUAUAGUUUUCCGUUUUAUAACAUACACUGAAACAGUUUGAAAACGCACUCGACAUAACUUUAUAAAAUUCGAUAUGAAGCAUAAGUUUAUUGAAGACCUUGCACUAUACGUCUCUUACUUGCU
Molecule: messenger RNA, 8209 nt
Organism: Mercenaria mercenaria
Lineage: Eukaryota; Metazoa; Mollusca; Bivalvia; Venerida; Veneridae
Product: delta-like protein D
Exons: 5
Coding region: 1-672 (223 amino acids)
Biological process (GO): heterophilic cell-cell adhesion; establishment or maintenance of epithelial cell apical/basal polarity
Cellular component (GO): protein-containing complex; plasma membrane
Source: RefSeq, a predicted model, not a curated record